GAUUUGUCUCACCUGCUGGAGAGAACACUCCUUAGAAUAACAACAUGAGGAUUACGCGACUACAGUCGAUGUGUGCUUCCUUUAUGGUCGUUGCCAUUUUAUUUCUUGCUCCGUGUAGCUGUGAAUCUUUCAUUGAUGAGCCAGCAUUGCAGCAAGGAGAUGUCCAAGCAGCAAAUCUCGACAUAGAAGAAACCGAGAUGAAGGGUGAAGAAGAUGGAUAUGAAGACAAUGGCGAAGUCCAUGGUACUUUUCCAGACGAGCUGGUCCCUCUGAGGCUAGCAGAUCGUCAAGCAGAGCCAUCAAGCAGAGAUAAGGAAAGAAGAGACUGGGUGUAUAGCGAAGACUUUAGUGACGAUGGUUAUGAGGAAUACAAUGGUGAAUUCCUGAAAGAUUCAGAAUCGGUGGUGAGUGAUGUCGCCGAAGGAGAACCUGCGGAAGGUGAAGAUUUUGCUGAAGAGAAAUUCAAUGGUGAUGUUGGCACUUAUGAAGAGACUGAUGACUGGAAUGUAGCUGGAAACUCUGAAACAGUUGGUGGGGAUGUUAGAAAAGAUCUUGCUGAUGCAGAAGGCAAGAGCAGAACAACAGGUGAGGACGCGAUCAAGACCAACGACCAAAGAAAGAAGGCUAGAUCUUGUAAGCCCCAAUGGCGAACAAGGCUUGUGCAAUGCCGCAGAGGACAGUGGUACAACCCCGCUAGGCAAAUAUGCUGCCGUGGUCGCAUAAACAACAAGAUUGGGGUGCGAGUGAGGUGCUGUGGGAGAUCCGCUUACGAUCAAAUUUUCCAGCUCUGCUGCCGAGGUACCAUACAACGCAAAUUUGGGGUCUACCCAAGAUGCUGUGGAAGGCGCGUCUACGAUUCCCACCGAAACCGCUGCUGUCGAGGUUUGAUUUGGCCGAAGAACAGAAGAUGCACCUUUUAAGCACUUUAAGUUCUCUUCGCCAUUCCUGUUAAGGCCGUAAUUUUAAGAAGUAGUAAUAAAGGUAGUGGUGGUGGAAUUAGUUGGGGCUUAAUCAACCACGACGGUGACGUCGAGGAAGAGUCCUAGUCAAAAAUGAAUUUAUAUUUUACUAGCGAAAUUUACAAUUGUCUAGAUCUGUUCAGAACUCCUAUGGCUCUAAAAACCUGCUCAGGCUAAAUAUUCAAUUACAUCGUUCGAUUCCAAAUGGAAUAGGAAAAAAGAAACCGUCGUUGUUCGUGCUCCUCAGACUACCCAGAAUUUGGUCAUUCCACGUUGUUGUUGUAAAGAGGAUGCUGGGAAAUGUACAAAGAUUUAAAACGCACGUACACAACAUGAUUGUUUUGCUCAUCAAACCUUUUGUUUGGUGAUGUUUGUGUGACGUUCUCGUUGCCGUAGUCGUUGUGGUUUGUUUAAGCUCCCUGCUGUAG
This is a messenger RNA of Orbicella faveolata, 1387 nucleotides long. RefSeq lists its product as uncharacterized. Lineage: Eukaryota; Metazoa; Cnidaria; Anthozoa; Scleractinia; Merulinidae. The record is from RefSeq and is a predicted model, not a curated record.